AUGUCGGGCCCGGGCCCCACCAGCAGCACACUCCGCCUUCGAAAAGGCGUAGGUGAAGCGCAUCGCGAUGUUGCCCCAGACGUGGACGAAGAUGACCAGUUAGACGUCCAGAACCCGCGCAAUCGCAGCUAUGUCGAAAGGCUGUUCGAAACCGAGCAAAUCAACAUUGUGAUGAUCGUUGCAUUGACCACGAUUGCCUUUGCUCUCCGUUUCUACAAAAUCAACCAUCCAGACCAGGUCGUUUUCGACGAGGUUCAUUUCGGCAAGUUCGCCUCCUAUUACAUCACAAGACAGUACUACUUCGACGUACACCCUCCAUUUGCGAAGCUCCUCUUCGGUCUUGCUGGUUGGUUCGUUGGCUACGAUGGCUCCUUCGGCUUCGAGAAUAUCGGCGACAGCUACACUGAGGCCCAUGUUCCUUAUGUCGGCAUGCGUGCUCUUCCAGCCAUUCUGGGUAGUCUCACUGUUCCUGUUGUCUACGCGAUCAUGAAGGAGUGCGGCUACUCGACCAUUGUUGCCGUCUUCUCUGCCUCCAUCGUCUUGUUCGAUAAUGCGCACGUUGCCCAGGAUCGUCUUAUUCUCCUCGAUGCUACGCUCAUCUUCUUCAUGUCCUUGACUAUAUACUCGUACAUCAGAUGGAGAAAGCUCCGAUACAGGGACUUCUCCUGGGAUUGGUGGGUUUGGAUUCUUGCAACCGGAACCUUCAUGGCCCUUACUUGGGCCUCGAAGGUUAAUGGUAUCCUGACUGUUGUUGCCGUUGGAAUCGCUGUCUUGAUCGACCUAUGGGACAUAUUGGAUAUCAAAAAGGGCCAUAGCAUGGAAUAUUUCUGGAGACACUUCAUCGCUCGGGCUGCUGCCUUCAUUGUGCUCCCCCUCUUCAUAUACCUCUCCACUUUCUAUGUCCAUCUUUCCAUUUUGACUAAUUCCGGCACUGGCGAUUCUUUCAUGAGCCCUUCAUUCCAGGAGACCCUUCGCGGCAACGAGUUAUUGCUAAACAGUCAAGAGCUCCGGUACUUCGACACCAUCACGAUCAGGCACAAGGAUACUCGUGUCUUCUUGCAUUCGCACCCAGAUCGCUACCCUCUGAAGUACGAAGACGGUCGUAUCAGUAGCCAGGGCCAGCAAGUCACCGGCUACGGCCACGACGACUCCAACAACCAUUGGCAGAUCAUCCCGACUAAGGCGCUGCCUGAGACUGGCCGUGGUCGUAUCGUCCGCCACGAUGAUGUCAUCCAGCUACUUCAUGUCAACACUCAGACACACUUGAUGACCCACGACGUUGCGUCCCCGCUCAUGCCGACGAACGAGGAGUUCACAACUUGGCCAAAAGACGACCACUCGCGCUACAAUGACACCCUCUUCCAGGUUCGCCUUGUCGAUGGUUAUGAGGGCGAGGAGUGGAAGAGCAAGUCCGGCCACUUCCGCUUGGUCCACGUCCCUACAAAGGUCGCCAUGUGGACGCAUCCAAAGCAGCUCCCUGACUGGGCGUACAAGCAACAGGAGAUCAACGGGAACAAGAACGUGAACGACAAGACCGCUAUUUGGUUUGUUGACGACAUCGUCGCCGACGAGACUGGCGAGGAUAUAAAGGAGCGCAUUGGCGACGCCGCUCCAAAGGAACCGAAGUCCUUGAAUUUCUUCACCAAGUUCUUGGAGCUGCAGAUCCUCAUGUUGCAGCACAAUGCUGGUCUAACUGCCUCGCAUCCCUAUGCUAGUGGUCCCAUCAACUGGCCAUUCCUUAUCAGUGGUAUCAGCUUCUGGACGCAGUCUGAGGGCCAGAAGCAGAUCUACUUCAUUGGUAACCUCGUUGGUUGGUGGACUUGCGUCAUUGGCAUCUCGUUGUACACGGGUAUCAUGCUUGCGGAUAUUAUCGCGCGGCGUCGUGAUAUUGAGCCUCUCACUGAACCCGUCCGUCAUCGUCUUGUCAACUCGACCGGGUUUUUCAUCCUCUUCUGGGCCGUCCACUACUUCCCCUUCUUCAUCAUGAGCCGCCAGCUGUUCCUCCACCAUUAUCUUCCCUCGCACCUCAUCUCAGCGCUCGUCGCGGGAUCUGUUCUGUCUUUCGCCCUCUCGGAAACUAUCAAUUACCCUAUCUCAAUAUGGGGUCCCCGUCUGCGUUCUAACAAGAGGCCGACCUACGCCGACUUGGGGAUGCGUGGCCCGAUCUUCGUCGGCGUCUUCACGUUGAUCCUCCUCAUCUUGUUCAUCUACUUGGCGCCCCUGACUUAUGGCACGCCGGGAUUGGAUGGCCAGUCUGUCAACCGUCACCGCCUGUUGUCGAGCUGGACCCUCCACUUCGCGGCGAAGCCGACCGACGCUCCGUAGAAUGCUUUGUAUGGAUGGUAGCAGCGUGUUGAGUCUGCGCUAGCGCGGA
This is a messenger RNA of Dichomitus squalens LYAD-421 SS1, 2374 nucleotides long. RefSeq names its product O-mannosyltransferase. The transcript is spliced from 10 exons. Bases 1 to 2325 code for a protein of 774 amino acids. Lineage: Eukaryota; Fungi; Basidiomycota; Agaricomycetes; Polyporales; Polyporaceae. Gene Ontology annotation, cellular component: endoplasmic reticulum; membrane. Gene Ontology annotation, molecular function: dolichyl-phosphate-mannose-protein mannosyltransferase activity. Gene Ontology annotation, biological process: protein O-linked glycosylation via mannose. The record is from RefSeq and is a predicted model, not a curated record.